AUGAACACAGUUGCUACAGUAAUUGCUGUGCUGGGAGUCUUUUGGACUCAAGCUUUUUCAUAUGAAAUCUAUAGCCUCCCAGGAACAAACGGUGACUAUGUCCAGCAAACCGUGACUAUUAGCAAUGAACUUCAUAUUGCUGAUAUCCAUGUCCAUGCUGGGUUGUGCUCCUCUGAUACCAUUUUUGACUACAAACAUGGAUACAUUGCUACCAGGCUGUUUUCCCGGAGGGCCUGCUUUAUCUUGAAAAUGGAGAAAGGAUAUAUCCCAGAGCUGAAAGAAAUUGGACGGCUUGCUUACGAGAAACAGAUGAUGAACAAGAUGUUUUCCCCAAAACGCCUGUGGGUGCAAUAUGAACCCAGUGAUUCUAUAUUUGGUGAAAUCAAGGAGUGGUUGAUCUUUGGUAAACCCAUUGAGAAACUCUGCAAAGGUGUGCCUGUCUACAAGGUUCGCAAGGUUGAAGGUGAGUAAUAAGACUGAAACCAAAUUCUUUAGAAGGCGCUGAGUCUUAAAGAAGCUAAUUUUCCUAGUUCUAUCUCUGGUUCUGAUGUGAGCCAUAGUUCCUGAGCACCUCACAAUCUUUAGCAUAUUUCCUUGGGAUCUAGAGCAGUGUUAAUAUCCCCCAUUUUAUCGAUUGGUAAC
Molecule: messenger RNA, 642 nt
Organism: Chelonia mydas (Green sea turtle)
Lineage: Eukaryota; Metazoa; Chordata; Testudines; Cheloniidae
Gene: GKN2
Product: gastrokine 2
Exons: 5
Coding region: 1-471 (156 amino acids)
Biological process (GO): regulation of cell population proliferation
Source: RefSeq, a predicted model, not a curated record